Messenger RNA from Paramuricea clavata, 5592 nucleotides. The record is from the annotation of a GenBank genome assembly. Lineage: Eukaryota; Metazoa; Cnidaria; Anthozoa; Malacalcyonacea; Plexauridae.
AUGGUAAAAUAUAUACAGACACUUCUGCUCGUAUGUCUUCUUGUUCUCGUGAAUUCAAAAGCAGUUCCAGAAAGAAUGGUAUGUUUAAAUCAUCCUCCUUGUUUCUGUAAUAUUCUUCAUUUGUCUUUUUUCUAUCAAAUCUUAUAGGAAACUGCUACAUAUUCUAUAAUGUUACAUAUCCAACUAACCUUUAACAACUCUGACGCAUAAAAAUGACAAAUUUAAAUAUGUGGAACCAAUUAUGGUGCUAACAGUUGCAGGCUGUGCAUAAAAAUAGCUAAUGUUUAAUUUGAUGACCUGUUAAGACUAUAUCUGACCCAUGCCCGAAUUGAAAAACUUGCUCCCUUGUCAAAAAUCGUAGUUUAAUAUUUGUGCAUUUGCCCUUGCCAUCGCUAAAGAUAUAGUAACCAUGAGUAUAUAUUCGAGAAAAAUGUUAAAAAAUGUUCCAUUUUCAAAUGUUUUGACAUAACAGACAGAGCACAUAUGAUAAGAUUAUCACGGGCAACACACAUUUUUUUACAUUCAAAAGAUGUAAAAAGACUAACUAUCGAUGGUGAAUCGAGAAAUGUGCUAUAAAACGAGCCAAGUUUGGGUUUAAAUUCUUCACUUUUUACAGCGAAUACAGUCAACAAAUUCAAGUGUAAUGCACGAUAUAUAAAACGAAUUUCAUGUUGUAUUGAAGAGAAACUCGACGUAAAUACAGUUUCGGCCAAUAUAGUGUAAUGUCUGUAAAACAAAAUUGAAAACAUAAUGAUUAAUUCUGUGUUGGUGUUAUGUACUCAGGUAAAUGUGAUGUUUGUGAUGUUACUCUGAGUGCUUGCCCGGUGUGGAUAUACACUCAGAGUAACAUCACAAACAUCAUAUUACAUCAAUACAUGAUUAAUGGCAACUGAAGCCAAUAUUGACCACCAAUAACUCUCAUGACUUAUUGUGAUGCAUGACUCAUUCCCAAACCACAGAGAUCAAUUAAGCAGCAGGAAAAUUUGGCAAAUUAUUUUCUUUGCUUUCAUAUCGAGCCAGCAGGAUUUUAAGAUUCAAAGGUACGUCUAUUAAUGAACUCCGUAAUCUUUAUUUAAGGGAACGGCGAUAUCUGCAUAUUGUUCUUUUUCUUCAAUAUUUUUGAAAAUCACGAAAUACUUCUAUUUACUUAUAUCACGUUGCUUGUAUUGAGUCCCAAGAAUGGAUACCUCAACAUAAUAACACUGGGAUUUCAUAUAUAGGAAUAUUGCAUAUUUAUAGUCUUGUCUCUCCAUAUAUCAUCUAAUUCAUCAUCACUUCAAUGAAUGAUAAAACAAAGUUGGUUGCUAAAACGUGAUCGACUGACAAAUGUCGCAAUAUAUAUCUAAAAAUAAGCUCGCGCAUAAUUGGGAUUUUCGAUCUAUUUAAAAAAAACAUUAAAAAAUCGCAUUCUGACAAUAAUUUUUCCCAGAUAUUUUUUGCGUAAUGUGAGAGGUUUUAAAAUUAUAAAAACGAUUUUAUGUGCAGGGUAUAACUUCUAAAAUGCUUGAUCCCGUAUUUAUGCAUCCAUGAAUAUAACAUUGAAAAAGACUUGAUUGAAAGACGUUUGUCGCCUUUAUGACAACAAGGCGUGCUGUUUUCUGAUGACGGUACAGUUUUGUCCUCAAUGAUCUCAGUUGAAACAGUCAUGCAAACUUUGAAUUUGCGUAUAUAAAAAUCUUUUUCUAGUACUAUGGCUAAUUUCGUCCCGACUUAAACCAGAUCUUUUUCUUAUUUUUUUAAACCAGACCUUUUUUCUUGACCUUUUCCUUGGGCACAGGCUAUUUUAUUGAGACCUGCAUGUUUAUAAACUUGUUUUCAGCUCUUUUCCAGCAGAGAUACUGUUGUCAGUUGAAUUAGAUCAUGGUGUUAUAAAACAUACCUCGUUGUUUUUUUUAUAUAAAAAAAGAUAUGAUGUGCAUAGCUGCAUGCAUGGUAACCACGCGGGCAAAGUGGAUUGCCUUGAGGAAGUUAUAUACCCCUAUACCUACACUGACGCAGACUGUUCAAGCUUGUCUAAGCAGGUUGUGGAAGGCAAAAGGGAAUUAAAUUCAAUCCAGAUUCACAUAUACCAAGAUUUUUCUAAUCGACAGAUCUUGAGUGAGAUAUUGAUUUUUUAAUGAGACAUUUUGUUGCCGGCAAGAAAAUUCUAUGAUGCGGGCGUACGUCUGAUCAAUCCUCAGUGUAAUUAAAGCUAAACGCCUAUCUUAAUUUAGAUUCGUGUGCACAGGCUAAAAUUUAGGUUGCAAAAGACCACCAGCCUAACCAAUUCAUAAAUAGAGGACAUGAUUUAACACAGAGAGCUAUCAUAUACCGUACGUGACCAGGUUUGCCAGAUUGCUGAAUAUUAUACAAAUAUUAUUACAAUAAUCUUUUGUUUUCUCUGUUGGAAACAAAGCAUCAAAGGCCCGCUUAUAACAAUGUUUGGCUUAUAUAUUCAGCAAUCUGGCAACCCUGUACGUGACUGCCACUAUAUAAGCCAACUGCCUACAGGCAACAUAUUUUCCAAACGAGUUGGCUGAAAAUAGAUUUAAUGUGCAUGCAUCUUUAAAAUGUUAAAGUUCACAGAAUUUGGCUCUCUAUUGCUAUACAGUCACCUUGCAAGACACUCUAACCUAAUUUAAUAAUGAUAGGCUUGACGAUCUGUGCCAGUGCAUGUGGCGACGAUGACAAGAUAAUGGGAACUACUUGAAAAUAUAAGCAUUUUCAAAUAUAGUUGUAUUCCUUUCAAUCCACAUACAUGCAGCUGUGGUAAUAGGCUUGGUAUGUAGUUAUGAAAUCACUCCUUUUGGUUUUAUUGGAUGUGGUCUUCCAAAACGGAAGAAGGUAUAGAAACCACUAUUAUCAAGCAAUCCCACGAGACUUACCACAAAAGCAGAUGGAAGUCAAAUAAUGAGAUUCUAAUGAGACUCUAAUGAAUUUUUUUGGUUUAGUCCACUUAUCGAACUGGAGCUUUGGUGAAAGCCAUCAAUUUCAGUUCUUCACACAAAACAAUAAUGUGAAUUAAUGCCAUUGCAAUGGUCGCGUGAAAAACAAAAGAGCCAAAAGAAAGCAAUUUUUCUCUUUUUUGCGAAUGCAGUGUAUAUUACAACCCAUUAUUUUUUGCUACUUAUAUGUGUUGAAAACAGGUCAAAAACGGUCACAUAAAAUGACAUAAACAAUAUACUACUCUCGCAAUGCUUCACAUCAUCCAAAUAUUUCAGAUAGUCAUUAAUAUUCAUACGAGCAAAACUCGGUACAUAUCGUUGUCGUGAUGCUACGGUAAUAUAUUUCAACGUUCACAUUUCUCUUUAACUGCUUGUUGGCCGCUGUGGGAUUAUAUAUAUUACACUCUCCAAGUCUAUAACGAAGUUGUGUCAAGUCUUGUUCUUUUGAAUCACAUCUGAGUUUCGAACAAACUAGCUUGUUCUGGUGUAUAAUAUAUUUACCUGGGGGUAUCAUAUCAUAUCUCUCAUCAAAUUGAAAUUAUUUGUCGGUACAUUGUGCCAUAUCAUAGAAAAUGGGAGGCUAUAUAUAGUUAAGGUGACCCUUAAUCCCUUAAUUGAAUCCCUGUUCUGUUGUAAUAGAUUUAUCAGCCAUUAGACAAAGAAAGUAGUUAAUUUAGCAUAAGACCCAACCAAUUUUCCCUGAAGCAAUAGGGGUAUACAUGCACGAGUUCCAAUAGACCUUUCCCCUUUUGAGUGAAAUUUUGAUCUGGACAAGUCUGGACAAAAAUUUCAUCACAGCUUGAAAAAGCAUCACAAAUGUAGUAAUAUUCCGAAGUUUCGUUGCGAAAUGUUGUAAAAUGCGGAUAAUAUAGCCUUGCGAAGUUUGCCGUUUUUCAGUCAUUUUGUAUUACAAAUGGGAAAUUGAUGAUCAGUUUGAUCAUCUGAUUAUCAAUUUCCCGUUUGUAAUGCAAAAUGACUGAAAAACAGCAAACUUCGCAAGGCUGUAUAUUAUCCGCAUUUUACAACAUUUCGCAACGAAACUUCGGAAUAUUACUAAUUUUGUGAUGCUUUUUCAAGCUGUGAUGAAAUUUUUGUCCAGGCGUGUCUAGAUCAAAAUUUCACUCAUAAGGGGAAAGGUCUAGCUAUUCCUUUGAUAAAAUUUUAAGAUUUGUGUCAGGCGUUCAACAUGCGCAUCACAUCCAUUUCUAACAUGAUCACUAGGACGCAAUAAGAUUGGGAAUGUUCCAAAAGGAUGUCGUAAAAACUUCCUCGAAAUAUUUUCUCUACGUGGUCUAUUUGCUGACUCAAAGUUUGGGAAGAUUUUGCGCACAAUGUGCAGGGUUAACGUGUUGUGCGCAAUUGCAUUCCGCUGCGGGUCAACUUACGCACGUAGGAAUGAGUGUUUGUGUUGUACCCUGCAUAUUUAGUAUUCGUGUUGAGUCUUCCCGUUGGCUUUUGUCAUUCUUUUGCAGCUAGUGUUGGCGUGAAAUAGAACCAACCUACGCAUAUUGACCCACCCUUAUUUUUUUCUAAUCACAAUUCGUGCUGAGUCGUUGCUUUGGAGAAGUUGAGUCAUCUCCGCAGAAUACGAGGUAGAGAACUUUAGGUGAAGAUGUUCGUAAAAAUUCACAAUUGGUGAGACCUAUACCCGGGGUUCUGGACGUACAAAGUUUAGCUGCACUGCCUUUUAAGUAUAAGUUGUACAUUGUUUCGCUAUCAAAUAUUAGCUAAGCAUCUAGCCACAACCGCAAAUAGCAACAUUACCACCUAACAAACUAACAAAACUCUCUGAGGCUCAAAUCAUACCAAUUAUACUUUGGAAACAUCACUUCUUUCACGAAUGUUUAUGAAUUUUCUACUCUCUUCGCAGACAAAUGAAAUAGAGGCUAGAAGUUCUGUGUCAAAAAACGUGGUUGCAGAUCUAUUGAAUAGUGUUCUUGUUAAAUCCAGACGAAAAAAGCAAAAUGUCCAAAGAGUGAAACGGUCAAAUAAAUGGUCAGGGUAUAUAUUGGUAUCACCAUAUUGUAUACCAGGCACUAUUGAUUGUCCGUGUGAUGCUUGCGAUUAUUGUUGUAAAGGACAAUGUAACAGCAGUGGCAGGUUAGUAGUCUUGGACGGAAUUUAUCCAAUAUUACCAUUGGUCAUACAAGAAUAUAGCACAAGCAUAUCUCGUACUCAAUAAUUGAUGAGUUGGUAAACAUUGUACUGGAUAGCUCUAUCAGUUCUAAAGUGGUGUUCGUAUAGAGAUCCAGCAGAACCAAUCUUAUUGAUCCAGUGUUACUACAGGAGGAAACCUAAACUAAACUAACUUUGUUUAUACUGGAUAGCUCUAUCAGUUCUAAACUGUUCUCCAUAGAGGUCCAGUAAGGAUCAUCUCUUAUUGAUCCAGUGUUAUUACAGGAGGAAACCUAAACUAAACUAUAUUGUUCUUCGUAGAGGUCCAGGGUCGUCUAUUAUUGUUCCAGUGUUAUUACAGGAGGAAACCUAAACUAAACUAUAUUUAUACUGGAUGGCUUCAUCAGUUCUAAACUGUUCUUCCUAGAGAUCCAGUAAGGAUCAUCUCUUAUUGAUCCUUUGUCACUACACACUUAAAACCUGGCGUAUUCUCAUUUUAAAACAAUUGUUUAACGGACCUUUCUUUUACUUUAGCGCUCCGUGCGCAUGUUGA